UCUCGUGGAAAAGUCUUUUCUUCUCCAUUUUCUCUUCUACUAUCGUCCUGAAAAGUUUUUGAAUGUUCUGAAUUGAACGACAGCGGUGAAGAAGAAAGCGCCAACAAACCAUGAGCACCGGCGUUGUCGUUGACGAAAGCUUUUGCUUCAAAGAGGAGACCCAGCUAACAGUACUCAAGACGUCUCACUUCUUCCCCGGCGAUGGUUUCGCCGUUUACGACACCAAAGGAAAGGUCAUUUUCCGGGUAGACUCUUACGGCCCCGACUCUCGACUCAAAGACGAACUCGUUCUCAUGGACGUCUCUGGCAAAUGUCUCCUCACCGUCCGUCGAAAGAGACCAAGCCUUCACCAACGAUGGGAUGGAUUCUUAGGAGAGAGAUGUGAUGGAAAGAAACCCAUCUUCAGUGUAAGGAGAUCAUCGAUCAUUGGACGGUCGAGCGUGACGGUGGAAGUGUAUGGGAACCCCAAUGAGGAGUACCUGAUCGAGGGUUCGUUCCCGCAACGAUGUUGUAUGUUCUACAACGCCGGUUCUACAAACGAGUCGAAGGAAUCGGUGGCGAAGAUCCGAAGGAAAGUGGACUCAUCAACGAACGUAGUACUUGGGAAGGACGUUUUCUCUCUCUGUGUUAAGCCUGGGUUAGAUGCAGCUUUCGCCAUGGGAUUGGUACUGGUUCUUGAUCAGAUCAACACCAGCCCUGAGCCUGACUACAUACCAUCAUCAUCCUGAUUUGUUACUUAUUGAUGAUGUGAUGAUGUGAUGAUGAUGACGAUGAGGACGAUGAUGAUGAUACCAAGCAAGUUGGUGUUGCAGAAUCUCUUCCGGUUUCUCCUUUUUCUUUUUUUCCUUUAAAAGUAUUGGGCACUUGUUUUAUUCUGGAAUUGAGGUGUUGUAUUCUUCGCAUGUUAUGAAUCCUUACGAGGUUUACACACAAUAAUUGUUGAUAGGAUGACAAUUUCGAAGUAGAUUCAUA
This is a messenger RNA of Macadamia integrifolia, 972 nucleotides long. Its product is annotated as protein LURP-one-related 12-like. Bases 111 to 728 code for a protein of 205 amino acids. The record is from RefSeq and is a predicted model, not a curated record. Lineage: Eukaryota; Viridiplantae; Streptophyta; Magnoliopsida; Proteales; Proteaceae. The transcript is spliced from 2 exons.